UCAAUCCAACCCUGGAACAGGCACCAAAGACGCAGUUUGUAUUUUUGAACAGAAGUUCUAACCUAUGGUGCCCAGUGAAAGGUGCGCCGGCUCCAUACAUUGUAUGGAGAAAAGAUGGUUUCGUUGUUCAAAAUAGUACCAGCAUAACAUUGAAACUUAAAAUAACGUCGGAAAACAACGUAAAUUACUGCUGCGAGGUACAAAGCGAUGGAGAGAUAUUUAGAAGGAACAUCAGCCUCAGAGUUGAAGAGUGCCCAGACCCGUGUGAAUGUGACGUCUUUCAGCAAGCUUUCAUGGGUGUGGAUUGUAGUGGAAAAGAACUGAAUUCAGUUCCUUGGAAAUUUCCACUUGCCAUGGCAAAAUUGUUCUUAACCAACAACAAUCUGAGGGACUUGCCCCAAGGCAUCUUCAGUAACCAUACCCAGCUGAGAUUUCUGUAAGCCAAGA
Stylophora pistillata is the source of this 447-nucleotide messenger RNA. RefSeq names its product hemicentin-1-like. The record is from RefSeq and is a predicted model, not a curated record. Lineage: Eukaryota; Metazoa; Cnidaria; Anthozoa; Scleractinia; Pocilloporidae. Gene Ontology annotation, molecular function: protein binding.